UCAAUCAGUCAACCGCUGGCUCCCGUUCAAGAAUCGCGCUAUCCUUAACAAAAUGCAGUACUUGAUUGUUCUUGCUCUAGUAGCGGCCGCGUCCGCCAACGUGUACCACGACGGUGCCUGUCCCGAAGUCAAGCCAGUCGACAACUUCGACUGGUCAAACUACCACGGAAAAUGGUGGGAAGUCGCCAAAUACCCCAACUCAGUUGAGAAGUACGGAAAGUGCGGAUGGGCUGAGUACACACCUGAAGGCAAGAGUGUCAAAGUUUCGAACUACCACGUAAUCCACGGCAAGGAAUACUUUAUUGAAGGAACUGCCUACCCAGUUGGUGACUCCAAGAUUGGAAAGAUCUACCACAAGCUGACUUACGGAGGUGUCACCAAGGAGAACGUAUUCAACGUACUCUCCACUGACAACAAGAACUACAUCAUCGGAUACUACUGCAAAUACGACGAGGACAAGAAGGGACACCAAGACUUCGUGUGGGUGCUCUCUAGGUCCAAGGUCCUUACUGGUGAAGCCAAGACCGCUGUCGAGAACUACCUUAUCGGCUCCCCAGUAGUCGACUCCCAGAAACUGGUAUACAGUGACUUCUCCGAAGCCGCCUGCAAGGUCAACAAUUAAACGUUAAAUCUUAAAAUAAUAACAACAUCUUCACCCAUCACAAUUAAUUGAAACAUUGAUGCUAUUUCAAAGGUAUUACUUACUUAAUCUUCUAUGAUGUUGUUAUUCUGGAUCGUAAUGAAGUUGAAGAUUAAGUGUGUAGUGUAUACAGUGAAGAUACUUAGAAUAAGUUAGAAAAUAAUUACAAAACAGUUUCGCAAUAAAUGAGAUUGGCUACUAAAACUUCA
Messenger RNA from Pieris brassicae (large cabbage white), 849 nucleotides. Its product is annotated as bilin-binding protein. NCBI's taxonomy places the organism in Eukaryota, Metazoa, Arthropoda, Insecta, Lepidoptera, Pieridae. Bases 53 to 622 code for a protein of 189 amino acids. The record is from RefSeq and is a predicted model, not a curated record. Gene Ontology annotation, molecular function: pigment binding. The transcript is spliced from 4 exons.